AUGCGAUUCUCACAAACUCUUCUUCAGGCCAUCACUGCCUUCGCUGCUGGAGCCUCGGCUCUUCCAGCAAGCACUAGCGGCGAGACCAAAAAGUACCUUGUUAAACUAAAGUCAUCCCUGGACGCUGAUCUUACAGCACACACUCAAUGGGUGUCAGAAGUCCACUCGCGCAGCCUCUCUCGUCGAGGUGGGGAGACUACUGGAGUUGAGAAGCAAUUCAGUUUCCCAGGCUACCAAGGAUACGCUGGGUCUUUCGAUGAAGAGACCUUGGAAGCUAUCAGGGCCAGUCCAGAGGUCGCAGAGGUCGAGCCUGAGCUUAUUGUCUCAACUCUGGAAACCAUUUCCCAAGAAAAUGCGCCAUGGGCUCUGUCUAUAAUCUCCAAUGCCAACCCUCCAUCCUCAAGCUCGGCUUACCAUUACGACUCUAGUGCUGGAGAAGGGUCAUUCAUCUAUGUUUUUGACUCUGGUAUCCUACUGGACCAUGCUGAGUUCGGAGGACGGGCAGUGGCAGGAUAUACAGGCAGCGACCCAACUGACCUGGAGCACGGCACAGGCGUCGCCAGCAUGGCCGGUGGUGCAACCUUCGGAGUAGCUAAGAAAGCUACCCUCGUUAACGUACAAGUUAUGGGAAGCGCGAGUGGUUCGACAACCACGAUCGUUGAUGGCAUGACCUGGACAGUGAACGACAUCGUCUCCAAGAACCGGGUUGGAAAAUCCGUCAUCAACAUGUCCCUGUCCACACCCACAACCUCCAAGGUGCUGAAUGACGCGGUUCAGGCUGCCAUCGACAAUGGUAUCCCCGUUGUGGCAGCAGCCGGAAACUCAAAUGAGGACUCCGUCAAUACUUCCCCAGCCAACCAGCCCAACGCAAUCGCCGUCGCUGCCUGUAACAAGAAUUACCAGCGGUGGGCACACUCAAAUUGGGGAUCCGUGGUAGAUAUAUUUGCUCCUGGACAGGAGGUGACCGUCGCAUCUGCCACUGGCACCAACGCGUCCCGACUCAGCAGUGGCACAUCCGAGGCGGCUCCUGUUGUUGCUGGAGUGGCGGCAUACUUGCUGGCUCUCGAGGGUCCGCGCACGCCUGCCGAAAUUAAGACCAGGCUGGAGGAGCUGGCAAUCAAGGACAAAAUCACAGACACGAAAGAAGUCCCCAACCUUCUUUUGUAUAACGGUAUUGGAAAGUAA
Molecule: messenger RNA, 1185 nt
Organism: Clonostachys rhizophaga
Lineage: Eukaryota; Fungi; Ascomycota; Sordariomycetes; Hypocreales; Bionectriaceae
Source: the annotation of a GenBank genome assembly